Messenger RNA from Coregonus clupeaformis (lake whitefish), 3589 nucleotides. Its product is annotated as zinc finger protein 646-like. Gene Ontology annotation, molecular function: RNA polymerase II transcription regulatory region sequence-specific DNA binding; DNA-binding transcription factor activity, RNA polymerase II-specific. Gene Ontology annotation, cellular component: nucleus. NCBI's taxonomy places the organism in Eukaryota, Metazoa, Chordata, Actinopteri, Salmoniformes, Salmonidae. The record is from RefSeq and is a predicted model, not a curated record. The annotation marks the transcript as partial. The transcript is spliced from 3 exons. Gene Ontology annotation, biological process: regulation of transcription by RNA polymerase II.
UAAAGAGUGUGAUAUGGUUUGCCCCAGUACCCCUAGUCUGUUAGAACACAUGAAGGCUCACUACCAGCAAGAAGAGAAUGGCAGGUUUGAGUGUGAGCAAUGUGGCCGCAUCUAUAAGCAUGCUGGCAGCCUGGCCAACCAUAAGAAAUCCCAUGAAGUGGGUUCCUUUCAGUGCCCAGUCUGCACCAGAACCCUUCCCAAUGCUGUGGCUCUGAAGAACCACCUCCGUAUCCACACCCUAUCCCCAAGCAGUGCCCAGGCAGAGGAAGACGGCGGUGACGAAGGCGCUGAAGACGGCCAUGAUGAGAGGAACUAUGGUCUUGCACAGGAUCUGUCCGAUGGCUUUGCCCGUAGUCACCUGAACAACAGUGGAAUGGUUCAUGGCGUGAUGUCACAUGACCCAGAUGAUCAUAAGAAGUCACCUGUAACUGAUGAUGCCUGGGAUCGUCCAUUCAAAUGUGAUCAGUGUGAUAGGACCUACCGCCACCAUGGCAGCCUGGUUAAUCACAAGAAAUGUCACCAGGAGGGGGCGUUCAAGUGCACCGUCUGUUACAAGCAGUUCAACAACCUGGCUGCUCUCAGCGGCCAUGAGCGAACCCACUCAAAGUUUAAGACUCCUGGAGCAUCGAUGGUUAACAACAACAUACAUGAUUCUGUGACUGAUCAGCGUUUGUCUGCGCCCCAAACCGAUGAUGCAGCUAAUUGCUUCUGCCACCUGUGCCAGGUAGCCUUGCCCAACAAGAGUGACUUCCAGGAGCACAUCCUGUUGCAUAAUGCAGCCUCCUCUUCACUGGGUCUUGCCCGUAGUUUCCCUGGGAUAAUGCCGCACAAUCUCAGCGCUGUCCGUUCCCCAGCGUACACACCUGCCCUCGGUGACCCUCUGCCGCUUCCUCCUUUGCCAAAUGAUAAACGUGGCCCCUUUGACCCAAUGCUUGGACCUCCUGUCAAUAACCCCAUUUACACUUGUGCAUACUGUGGGGCUGGGCAUCCUGAUCUGGAGAGCCUCAAAGUUCAUUACCUGACCCAUGACCCCCACCCAGGCUCCCAUGGUCAGGAUGGUAUCCUGAACACUGAUGGGAUUGGCUCUAACUCUAACCCAUCACCAUCUGGAGAGAGAGUGCAGUCUUCUUCUGAUGAUGGCGAACGUCGUUUCAAGUGUCAGGAUUGUGGGAAAAGCUACCGCCAUGCUGGAAGCCUGGUCAACCACAAGCGCUCCCACCAGACUGGCCUCUACCAGUGCACCAUCUGCUGCAAGCAGUAUCCGCACUUGGCAGCCUUGCAUAGCCACCUCCGCAGCCACAAGGGAAGAACAUCCAACCAAUCAUCCCUCAACACUGAAGGCGACUGGCUCUCCUCGGAACCCCUUACACUUGACUCUCAGAAUAGUUAUGUGCAGGAGGGGAGUGGCGCAACCACCCCUAUCUCCCUCCCUGGAAAUCUUGGUGAUGCUGCUCACUUUGUACCUGAUGGUGGCCACAGCAGUGGUUUGGAUUCACUGGAGUUCCAUGAUCGAUUUGAUGGCUCCCUUGCCCAGAGCAACUCUGGGCACUCCCCUCUUCCACAGAACCACCGCCAGGCUGAUAGACACAUGUGCACUGACUGUGGAGAAAUGUAUGGGGACAUCUCUGGCAUCAAGUCUCACAUGUGCCCCCAACGGCGACAGAACCAGGGGAUGUCCAAUGGAUUCAUGGGGAACAUGAGUGGCUACAACAGCCCUGGAGGCGCUGCUCUCCCUUCAGGUGGAGGAAAUGUGAAAGAGAGCAAUGGACAGCGCUCUCAGUAUGGUUCUCAGUCCCAUGCCCAGGGAAGUGGAAAAAGGAUGAAUAAAGAAGAUGAAGAUGAUGGCGAGGUGUACCAGUGCUCGGUGUGUGGGAACCAUUAUGCCAGCCUCAGGGCCCUGAGGAGCCAUCUGCGCAGCCAUGCUAACAAUCCUACAGGGCCUGGGACUUCAGCACUUUCUCCUAACGGUGAGGCAGACUGGAGGAUUAUCUGCAGCACCUGUGGCCAGAGCUUCUCCAGAAAGCAAGACCUGUUAAACCACCAACUGAUUCAUGGGCCACAAAGGUCAGAUGCAGCAGCGCAGGGCAUGGUGGCAGAUCCCACCAAUACUAAUGGCAAAAUGGAUGGUGAUGGGAGGAAUCACAUUUGCGUUGACUGUGGCAUGUUCUUUGCUGAUCGCCAUCACUUGAUCACUCACCUGUGUCCUGGAAAGGGAAGAGGAGGAGUGCUGAGCAAAGAAGGAUUGAAUGGAGCUAAAGGGAUGACUGGCGGAGAUGGAGUUAGUGGCGGCGGAGUUGGAGGACCUGGAGGCAGUCGUGAUAUGGGAGGACAGGACCGUAGACAACAGAUGCCAGAUUCGGAGGAUCGACCCCACAAAUGUGACCAGUGUGGAAGGGGCUACAGGCACCCUUGCUCCCUGCUCAACCACAAGAAAUCUCACAAGACCGGAGUCUUCAGAUGCCUUGUCUGUCAGAAGCGCUACUACAACCUGCUGGCCCUCAAGAACCACCAGAGGACCCACUUUGACUUAAAAAGCAAGGCUGCCGCUGGCACAGGGAGAAGCGGUCCCCAAGUGGCACCCGAUUCCGAAACGAUGGCUUUACUUGAAUGGCACAAGUGUGAGGAGUGUGGGAAGGCUUUCAAGAUCCAGAAGCAGCUGGAAAACCACCUUCGGCUCCAUGAAGAACAUAGAGCAAAGGCUCACGCCCAGCUCGCGAAACUAGGCAAUGGAAGGUAUCAAGGAGGACCCUCUGGCAUGCAGGCCAUGAGAGGAGAAUCGUCCAAAUCCCAGAACCCUGGCAUGGGGGGAGUCAAGUAUGGACAGCAACAACAAGGCUUCAAGCAACCCUACUCAGAGGCGGGUACUUCAAGGGCUCAGAAUUUUGAUCUACAAGAAGGGGGACGACGACCCUUCGCUUGUGAUGAGUGCGGACGGAGCUAUCGUCAUGCAGGCAGCUUGGCCAACCACAAGAAUCUUCACAAAAUUGGCGAGUAUCACUGCAAUGUCUGCAACUCCACUUACCCCAACCGCCUGGCCAUGAAAAACCAUCUGCGUCUUCAUUUUGCCCUCAAGAAGCACACUUGCCAGGAAUGUGGCAAAGGAUUCCGCACCCAAAAGCAGCUGACCACCCACCACUCUGCACAGCUCUGCAAGGGGGCUGCAGGAGCUGUUGCUCAAAUGGAUUACGAGUGUGAUGGGUGCUGCGAGGGUUUCGUUACUGCUGACGAGCUGGCUGCACAUGACUGCCCUGCUCAGCAGCUCCCUUCGUCCUCUGCCUCCCUCAAUAGCUCAAGCCUCAGUAUCGAUGGGGCUGACCUUGUGCCAGAUGAACGCCCCUACAGCUGUGACAUCUGCAGCUGCUCUUACAAACAUGCCAGCAGCCUGCUGAACCACAAGCACACGCACAAGACGGGCACCUUUACCUGCACCUACUGCGACAAGCCGUACUCCAACUACAUGGCGCUUCGCAACCACAUGCGCAUCCACACGCAGAAGAAGAGGCACAUCUGCCACCACUGCGGGAAAGCGUUCCGGCUAGCCAGGUUCCUCCGCAAUCACCAGAAGGUCCAUGAGGAGGGCCACACACGC